Perca flavescens (yellow perch) is the source of this 3331-nucleotide messenger RNA. Its product is annotated as DNA ligase 1. Lineage: Eukaryota; Metazoa; Chordata; Actinopteri; Perciformes; Percidae. The coding region runs from base 357 to 2528 and encodes 723 amino acids. The transcript is spliced from 4 exons. The record is from RefSeq and is a predicted model, not a curated record.
AAUUAAGUGCUUUAUUUUCCAAACAAAAAGAGUGUGUUGCUUCAGCUAAUAUUAACGUUAGCAGCUGCAUAUUUUGGUGAAACUGUUGUAAUUUGAACUGUAGCCGUGCAUUGCUCUUUCCGUGUUUUGGUGGAGCUGUUGUAUUAUCUAGCUAGCUAGCUAGCUACUGUGCUUUAACGUCGAGCCGUUGUAUUUGUGCUGGCUGUGCCUUUAGUGGAGCGUAUCAUGUCGUAGCACCGCCACCUAGUGGUCUGCAGAUGCUUUAAGAUAUUAAACUGUUGUCGGCACAUUUUUGCUCUUUAUGUUGUUGUUUUUUGUUUCACAACGCCAGUAUACAAGGAAAAAUCACUGAGAAAAUGUUUAGAUCCAUUUUUCAACAAAAGGUCUUUACGAGACCACGGUCUUCAGGAGGUAUGGACUCUUCUUCGAAGAAGUCCAAACAAAGGAGUGAGAGACCUUCGUCUCCUGAAGACCUCAACCCUCCCACCAUCUGGAGGAAGCACGGACGAAGGGGUGAGAGACCUUCGUCUAGUGGAGACACCAACCCUUCUAACAUCGUGAAGGAGCACAGAGAAAGGGGUGAGGGCCCUUUGUCUUGUGCAGAACACAAGCCCUCUACCACCAGGCAGCAAGCAUGGAGGGGUGAGAGCCCUUCAUCGUCAUCUUCUGAAGAUGACCAGCGUUGUACCACCAGGCUGCGAGUACGAAGGUUUGAGAGACCUUCCUCUUCAUCCUCUGAAGACAAGCAGCCUACUACUCGGAGGCGGCAGCAAGCAUGGAGGGGUGAGAGCCCUUCGUCGUCAUCUUCUGAAGAUGACCAGCGUUGUACCACCAGGCUGCUAGUACAAAGGGAUGUGAGCUCUUUGUUCAUCGUGGGCCCCAAUCCUUCUAACAUCACGAAGGAGCACAGGCAAAGGGGUGAGAGCCCUUUGUCUUGUGCAGAAAACCAGCCCCCUACCACCAGGCAGCAAGAACGAAGGUUUGAGAGCCCUUCGUCGUCAUCUUCUAAAGAUGACCAGCGUUCUACCACCAGGCAGCAAGAACAAAAGGAUGUGAGCUCUUUGUUCUUUGUAGGCACAAACAUGAAGGAGCGCAGGCGAAAGGGUGAGAGCCCUUUGUCUUGUGCUGAAAACACACCCUCUACCACCAGUGCAAGAAAGGAGAGGGAGAUCACUGAAAGAGAAAAGCAGCGUUUGGAGGAGGAGGGUUUAAAAAGAGAAAGAGAGAGGUGUGAAAAGAUGAAGAGAAAGAACCAGGAGAAGGAGAGGAAAACGUUUGGUCUGCGUUCAAGAACGUACAUUUGGUGGCUCAAUUGCAAGAUAGACAACAUUGCCAGGGACAUCCAAUCGACCUUUGUGGAUGAGCGCUACCUCCUGCGUCAUGAUCCCCUCAGGAAUCCAGAGAAAAUGGCAGAAAAAGAACGGCUGCUUGACCUAAGGAGGGAGCUGGUCCUGUACAAACGCAGACAAGAAUUUAAGGUGGAGAGGGAAGUGAGGAAGCAAAGACUGAAGGCAAUGGAGCGCAGGCGAAAGGCUGCGAGCCCUUUGUCUUGUGCAGAAAACACACCCUCUACCACCAGGCAGCAAGAACAAAGGGCUGAGAGCCCUUCCUCUUCAUCUUCAGAAGACAGUCAGCCUUCUACUCCAAGCUGGCAGCAAGCACGAAGGGGUGAGAGCCCUUCGUCUUCAUCUUCUGAAGAUGAUGAGCCUUCUACCACAAGGAGGCAGCAACAAGAAAGUCCUUUGUCCUUCGUAGACAUCAACCUUCCUACCACCUUUAGGCAGAAUGGAGGAAUUGGUGAGAACCAUUUGCCCUGCGUUGACAUUGACCAGCCUAUCAUCUGGUGGGAGCACGUACGAAGGGGUGAGAGACCUUUGUUUCGUGGAGAUUUGAACCCUUCAGACACCUUGAGGCAGGACGGACGAAGUGGUGACAGCCCUUCCUCUACAUCUUCGUCUUCUGAAGACGACGAGCCUUCUACCACAAGGAGGCAGCAAGAAAGAAGGGCUAAUAGCCCUUUAUCUAUCAAUCUGAGUGCUAGAAAGGAGUGGGAGUUCAUUGAAAGAGAAAAGCAACAUUUGGAGGAGGAGGGUUUAAAAAGAGAAAGAGAGAGGUGUGAAAAGAUGAAGAGAAAGAACCAGGAGAAGGAGAGGAAAAUGUUCAGUCCGCGUUCAAGAAUGCACAUUUGGUGGCUCAAUCGCAAGAUAGACAACAUUGCCAGGGACAUCCAAUCGACCUUUGUGGAUGAGCGCUACCUCCUGCGUCAUGAUCCCCUCAGAAAUCCAGAGAAAAUGGCAGAAAAAGAACGGCUGCUUGACCGAAGGAGGGAGCUGGUCCUGUACAAACGCAGACAAGAAUUUAAGGUGGAGAGGGAAGUGAGGAAGCAAAGACUGAAGGUAGAGAGGAAGGAAAUAAAUGCGAAGAAGAUGGAGAAUAUCUCUGAGUUAUACAGAAACUCAGAAUACCCAGCUAUGUUAAAUUUUCUCUACGGACCAAUGCCAAUCAGGUCACAUAUAUAUAUCAAUUAAGAUAAAAGUAGAGCAAUCAGAAAAAUGGCACCAAAUAGAGAGAGGUAAUUGAGGGAGACGGCAAACAUUUCAGAUUUGACAAAACAGAAGUAAAGAAAAGUAAAAUAUUCUUUUAAAACAUUAGCAACCACCAUCAAAUAUCCUUGUAACCACAUGAUGUUUGAACACCCUAGAUGUUGGCUUUAAUUUAGUUAUACAGUCAAAGAGCAUUGUGCAAAUAACCGUGUUCUAACUUAAUGCCACUUGACCCAAUCUAAUUCAUCCUAACCUAGCCUAAUUUAACCAAGGUUAGCCCAACACCUAUCCUAAUUUAGCUUUGGUUAGGUUCUGGCAGAGACCUUAGGGUUAGGGUUAGACCCUAAAGACAGUAGAAAGAAGAAAGUAAGGCAAUACUAGGUUGAAAAUCGUAAUAAAAACUUAUAAAAAAAACACAGUAGAAAGAAGGAAGGCAACACUAGCGCGACAAAAGUGAAAAAUUCAAAUAGCCUAAGCGACAAACUUUGAUAAAAGCAGAAUAAAACUUUGAAAAAAGAGACAAACAUUUUUAAGAAGGGCGCCCGGAUACCUCAGUUGGUACAGCGGGCGCCCAUAUAUAGAGGUUUACUCCUCGACGCGGCAGGCCUGGGUUUGACUCAGACCUGCGGCCCUUUGCUGCAUGUCAUUCCCCCCUCUCUCUCUCUUCCCUUUCAAGUCUUCAGCUGUCCUGUAGAUAUAAAGGCUGAAAAUGGCAGAAAAAAAAUAACUUCGAAGAUAAAAAGACAAGACGUAAGGAAGAAAGCCAAGAAUAGGUCAGAAACAGCGAC